This is a messenger RNA of Ascochyta rabiei, 9050 nucleotides long. RefSeq names its product Protein SABRE, variant 2. The record is from RefSeq and is a predicted model, not a curated record. Bases 1 to 5037 code for a protein of 1678 amino acids. The transcript is spliced from 2 exons. NCBI's taxonomy places the organism in Eukaryota, Fungi, Ascomycota, Dothideomycetes, Pleosporales, Didymellaceae.
AUGGCCCUGCCCACGCUGCAGUUUCUGGCCGGGCUCCUGCUCCUGCUGUACCUGCUGAGCUUCGUCCUCUUCGCCUUCAUCCGCGUCGUCACCGGCGUGUCCAUCCAGCGAUUGGGCUACUCGGGCCUGCGCCGCAUCGCCUUCACCCCCAGGGACGGCCUGCGCAUCGAGAUCCGUGGCCUUGGCUUCUCCCUCCACCGCCCCACCUUCGCCCAGCCCACAUGGGUCAGCAUCAGAUUGACCGAGCUCAAGGUCACCCUCGACCUCCGCGCCCUGGGCGAGAAGCCUACGAGCAAGGCCGUAGGCUCGAAUCCCUCGAAUCCCUCGACUGGCUCCACCCACAAGCCCAAAACCGCCGCCAACACGCCAGACGUGCUUGUCCAAGACAACGACCACCACCGCCCCGAGCACCACCGGCGGAGCUUGACGUGGAAGCGCUUAACCGACGCAAAGGAGAAGAUCAAGCGCCUGCACCGCAACAUCCACUACAUCUGUCUGGUCGACCUGCUGGCCUCCUCCACCACCGUCGUGGUCCUCGAUGUCGGCGCUGUCCAGGUGGGCGACCUGUCUCUGGCUGUCGACACCAGGCGCAAGACGGUCGACCGCAGCCGCCUCUUCAAUCACCACAACCUCCAUUCCACCCAGGAGCAACGGCCGGCCGAGUGGCACCUGACCCUGCGCAGCGUCCUGUUCACGCCAGAAGGAGGCGAGUCCACCGAGCUGCUCGAUCACUGCGCCCUGAACAUCCACGGCUUUCUCAAGAAGGAGCUCGAGGGCCUACGAGACGCGUCCAUUGCGCUCAAGCUGGGACGCUUGAGCAUCCCCUACGACGAUGUCAAGCUGUGCAUCCAACGCGCCAAGAAGCGCAAGCCAGCCACCGCGCGAGACCAAAACGACACCGACACCAGCCAGCCAGAUGUCUCGCUCACCGACGUGAUCGAGGAGCUCGAUCACCCGGAAAGUCGAGAGGACAGCAUCUUGCAGACCGUAUCCGAUUCGAGAGAGUUUGCUAGCUCGAUCCUGCGCGGAAUCCACGAGUUUCAGUUCGCCAUCAGUUUCGUCGGCCUCACCAAGCAGAUCAGACCGAGUCGCAAAACCGAACCAGACGUCUACCUCAACCUCGCCAUGAAGGAAGUGGGCAUGGACCUUCUGCGACUGGACCCUCGAAGUCCCGCUCACCUCAUGUACUUUUCCCCAAACGACAUAGCACACCAAGCCCUGUUGGCCGCCAUCUCCAUCUCCGUCGGUAUCGACGAUGGCUCUGGCCACCCUGAGCGCCUCCUUUACGUUCCCAUGGCCACGACCACGCUGAACACGACUCUCCCCUCCAAAACCAUACAAUUCUCCAGCGACAAAGACAGCGCCGAGCGCAACACCAACAUUCUUUUCGCUAAUCUUGUCAUUACUUCUCCCUCGCUGGAUCUGGAUCCCAAGCACCUGCCAUUACUAUUGUCCAUCUUCAACACCUACGAGACACGCCGGAGACCACAGAAGACGCGGAACAGCAGGCGAUACCUCGUUCGACGUCUGCUGCCCAAAGCGAACAUCAAAAUCUCCAUUCACGAACCCGUCAUAAGAGUGACCUUGCCUCCCAUGGAUCCUGAUCGACGAGGGACGGACGACUUUGAUCUGCUCAUCUCUGCAUCCUCGUCCUUGUCCUUGGAUGUGGAGUCGUCGCACGCCGCCGAUGGCGAGCUUCACUACGCUCUCCUCUCGACCUUCCGUAUGAACGCGCAGCAGCUGUACUACCAGACCGCAGCGAUUGAGAAACAUAGCUUGCUUCUGACAGACUACCUUGAGUUCAAAAUGCAAUUGAGCGCCUCACCUGAUGUCACGGUCGAAUUGCGUGGCAUGGCGCAAACCUUUUCUUUCUAUCUCGUUCGUCCAGAGAUCAGCGAGGGCCUACGGCAGAUCGUCACCCAUCUCCAGAAAGAUAGACGCAAAAAGCACGGCGCCCCGAAGAAGAAGGGCAUCAACUUCCUCCGCAAGCCGCCGCCUUGGCUUUCUUACGUACACCUGCAAGGCUCAGACUUCAACAUCGAAGUUGCUGGCGUCGACGAAGCUGUAUCGAAGCACAGUCGUGGAGCUGCAGUGCACCUUGACUCUUGCACGGCCGAGUACAAGCACAGUCGAGACGAAGAAAGCGACCUUAGGCCAGUGCGCCGGCGUGCACCGAGCCGAACCAUCAAUCGAGACGAGCACCUUCUCCGUCCACCGACAUCACCCUCGCCAAAGCCGCUCAAGAAGCCUUCUGGCAACGCAACGGAUGGAAGACGACUUGCACUUCACUUCUCUGGACUGGAAGGCUUUGUCAUCGAGGCUGCCGAUCAGUGGGAGCAGGACCCCUCUUUAUCAUUACCGCGCAUGGAAGUGGCGUUCAGCACGACGUCCGACAAACAAGGCCCCAUCUUCCACAUCCACUCGUUCUCACAGCGCUUGUAUGUACGGUACUCCCUGUAUCGCCACUUUGCCAUGGGCAUGGCUAUGCAAGUGUUGAGACGCUCGUUUGUCGUGCCCCAGGAGCCUACUCCUUUCGAUGAGCCCAUGUCACCCAUGUCGCCCGUCUUAUCGCCUACCCAUCUCGCAGUGCCAUCGCUCGACGGUGAUGUCCUGGGUCCUAUGGGUGGUGAUGGCCCCGAGAUUGUCACAGUCGAUUUCAAGGCCCAGUUCAUCCAAAUCAAGGCCGACAUGCCAUCCGAUCCGCCGCUUAUGCUUCAAGUCUAUGGUGUCGAGGCUGGCCAGCACCGUUGGCAGCCUCCGUUCUUGCGAUCACGCCUUCUCCGGCUCUACGCUGAGAACCCCAACGUCAAACGCGUCUGGAGCCGUAUUGUCAGCGUCAAGUCACUGCGCUUGGACUACCGGCAGACCAAGCGCAGGUACGGCCACACGGUCACCGACGACAAGUCGAUCGAUAUCGCUACAGACGCCAUUCGAAUCGCGGUACCGCAUCAGUUGGUCGUGCACAAGAUCUUUGAUAACAUCACAAACACAACCAAGGUUGCUAAACAGAUGCAUCAUCGAUUCAAGACAGGCACAAACGAGUACGUGCUGGAUAAAGCACCAGAGGGCCCAAAGCAUGUGCCGAAGAUCUCACUCCGAAGUCGCGCUGUCUUACUCGAGCUCGAGGACAGCUCUUUUGAGUGGAAGCUGGGAACCAUCUACCGCAUUGGACUCAUGGAGCAGAAGCAACGACUUGCACGUGAACAAGCUUUUGAGCUCAAGGUCAAAAAGUUGCAGCAGCAGGAUGAGCUGCGAAGUGGUGGGUCCCGCCAUCGUGCUAGGUCUGCUCACAAUGGUCAACAGGGACAUCGUGGACGGAACAAGUCCAAGGGUAGGGAGAAGAGUUCCCGAUUUCAUCGCCGUACCAAGAGUGCAGAUUCGAGCGACCUGGACUCUCUCGACGGUGAUCGUCCCAUGCGCUACAACAAAGACGGUUUCAGUGACUUGAGCGGCUCUUGUCGAACAUCUGUCGAGGACGCUCUCGAAAAGUUGAAGGUCCUCAACGCUCAGACCUGGAGGAAGCGCAUCGAUCACGCACUGGCAACGCAGAACCGCUCAAUGCAUGACAUCCGCUCCAUGUUCUGGGGUUUGGACGAGCUGCCAGACGAUUUCGAACAGAAAGAGACCAUCCUUUCCAUCCCUCAGCGGCCCGCGCUCGUGGCUUUUGCAGUCAGCGACCUCAACAUCACUGUCGACAAACCCUCAUUCCCCAUGUCGGAGUACCCCAAGUUUCUCCAGCGUGUCGGCAAAGGCAUGCCGACAGACAUGCAGUACUCUUUGCUCAUUCCUAUGCACGUCCAGAUCAAUGCUGGCGAAGCCAAGCUUCACCUUCGAGACUACCCACUGCCACUUGUACAUAUUCCGUCGAUAGGGAAUGUGGGGUCUUCACGUUUGCCUAGUCUGUCAUUGCGGACCGACUUUGUCAUCGCCGAAGAAUUUAGAGAUGUAGAGUCUUCGCGGGUGAGUAGAGUGGUCGUUGUGCCCAAGGAAGAGACUCUUUCUGGUGAGCUUUCAGGUGGCUUUGCAGUCGACGUUCGCCGCACGGUAGCGCCGGUCAAGACCUACUCGGAUAUGAACGUUGACAUCAACUCGGCGUAUCCGACAAGGAUCACCUGGGGCACUUCGUACCAGCCGGCCAUUCAAGACAUGAUGCAAAUCAUUGAGAACUUCACCAAGCCGGCUGUUGACCCAUCCGAGCGUGUGGGUUUUUGGGACAAGAUCAGGUUGACCUUCCACUCACGUAUCAAUAUCUCGUGGAAGGGCGACGGCGAUGUCCAUCUUAUCCUCAAAGGUUCUCGUGAUCCAUACAUGGUAACUGGCCACGGCGCUGGUUUCGUCAUGUGCUGGCAAGACGAUGUCAGGCUCACUCUCGCAGAAGACGAAGAUCCACGCAACUUCAUGGUCGUGAAGAGUGGAAGUUACGUUCUCGCCAUACCCGAUCUGGGUCAUUAUGCGCGCAAUGAAUCCGACGCAGAAAGCAGUCGUCCUGAGAGCGCGUCUAGUCUCGCAAGUCGUAGGCAGCUUGCUGUGUUCAAGAAGACCGUCAUGAAGCUUAACGGCAAUGUUCGAUGGGGUGUAGGAUUGGUGUUUGAGCGCAACCUGGACAGUGGUGGUCGUUCGUUCGACUUCAUCCCUCAUUACAACGUGGCGCUCAAGAACCCCAAAUACGCGAAGCCAUCGAACGGAAAGGUAGGUUUGCAAUGUGUAACACCUGGUGCAGCCCUGACAACGACCAGGGGUACGAUGCUUUCCGAGGCUUCCGCAGUCACCACAUCCACAUGUCCAUCGCCAUCGCCGCACCAUAUGAUCGUGAGUGGUCAGUGUCGAACCAGGAUGCAUCCAAAACAUACAACAGUGUUCACCUCACCCCUCGCUUCUUCACCCAAUUUUACAACUGGUGGGAUAUGUUCUCAGGCGCCAUGUCGCUGCCUGUGCGACAGGGCAAGCUAUGGCCCGGCGUUGAGAAGUCUAGCAAGAAGUUUGGCCGACAUCUGGCAACGAUCAAGUAUAACCUGCUCUUGUCGCCGUUGUACAUGAGCCACAUCUACAAGCACAAGGAUGCUGAAGAGUACGGCUCGGGCAUUGUAUCCGCUACCGGAUUGAAGGCGCGUGUGGAUAGCUUCAUGCUUGAUCUUCACCAGCGCCGCGAGGAGUUCCGCACCGUGGUUCAGGCGCCAAAGGGCAAGGAAGACAGCAAGCAGAAUCAGACCACGGGCAUGCGCAUGAAUCAGGUGCAGCUGGAUCUCAUCAAAACCGACGUUCGGGCAGUGUCAGCGAGCAUAGCAGGGACUGGUUCGGAUGAUGUGGACCAUGCUACUGCUGAGGAUCUCGCAGGCUUCAAUCAAGAGUAUCUGAGCGCUGAUCUGUCCAGGUUCACGAUCCCCGACAAUGACUGGGGCUGGGUCGACAUGGACGACUUCAUUGAACUUGGAUGGAUUCUGCCAUCCGAUCGUCAUCCCGAGACGCAAAUCCUCCCGCUCGCAUUCGCCCCGCACUUCACCUAUUUCCGCCAGACUGAUCACGCCGACAAUAUAUCCGGUGACGUUCACAGAACCAGUGCGUUCGGUAACGAGCCAACGCAUCACUGUGUCAUGUCAGCACGUAACGAUCCGCGGCGGAUUCAAUGCGACUUGAUCGAACAACGGAUACAGCGUGUCAAGAACCAGAUAGAGCACAACCAUCGUGCAAUCGGCGAACAAGAGGUCAAGAUCGUGCGUGAGAUCAGCGAUAAUCGAAAGGAAGCGGAACGCCGCCUGAACACCCUCAAGACGCAUGCCCUGUUCCUGCAACGAAAGCUGGAGUUUCUCACGUCCAUGCACGAGAGUCUUCUUGACCGGCUAGCAGCCAACGUGGCCAACGCUGUCCCGAAGGGUGAGCCAGACACGGACGAUGAGUUUUACGAAGCACACGAAGAAGAUCCAGCAAACGACUCGGACACCAAGAACAUGGACUCUGCCCCAAAUGUCGACUACAUCAGCGACUUCAACAACCGCUUCAUCAUUCACAACGUGCAUCUGAAGUGGGGAAACUCGUUGCGAAACAUCAUCUUACGCUACAUCCAUCAAGUCAGUCAACGUCGAGGCUUCGUCUACUACAUGUCCCGGAGGGCCGUGAAGUUCAUCUUGGAUGUUGUCGAGGAGCAGAACAAGUCACGCAGCCCGUCGACUUCCAGUCCUGACAUGGAUCCAACAACUCCGGAAACGCAGAGCGACCAAGGUCUUGGCAUCGACGAGACUAUUCAACAGCUUCUGGCUGACGGGAAGAAAUUCGUUGAAACCGACGAGGCUGAUGGCAGCGACAAGAACAAGGAAGCCCAAGAUAAACAAGACUCCGCGGAGAAGGAUGUCAAUGCUGAUUAUGUGCCUCAGAACGCAUACAUCGUUCGCCUCAUUGCCCCUCAGAUUCAGCUGCAAAGCGAGCGCAAUACUAAGGCUGCUGUGCUCGUGACGGCAAAGGGAAUGCAGCUUAAGGUCCUGCAGAUCAUGGACAAAGACCGAGUCAUGGAUGAGGUCUCCGGCUUGGUGCAGCGCCGAUUUACUGCUGCCAUGGACAGUCUUCAAAUCUUCGUCACCAAUGCUCAGAUCUUCAGCGGCAUGGAUGAGAUCCACAAGUACUCUGGAAGCACGUAUGGAACCCCAGCCGGCUCAGCUUGGCCACCCUGGGUGCCUUUCGAGGUCAUGUUUGAGUUCCACACAAAUCCACACGGCUUCCAGAGAGUGGUGCAGAGGACUUCAGCCAGUAUGCGGUACGACAAAUACAACACAUUGCGUCUCAAGUACAACGACGACGUUUCCGGUGAUGCUGCGUCGUCGAAGAGCGCGCAAAACACGGAGAGCAGGAUUGACCAUCUCUGGGUCGAUUUCCCUCACGUUCGAGCUUUGUGCGACUCACGACAAUACUACGCCAUAUAUGUCAUCGUUCUGGAUCUGCUACUAUACCGCGAACCGCUUGAGAAGACACGCAACGAACGUUUGGAGAAGAUCAUGCUGGCUUCUGAUUUCAGUGAUCUCACCGGAGCACCGAGUCUAGUCAUUGGUCUGCAGGAGCGUAUCCGACAGCUGGAGGAAAUCAAAACAGUAUUCCAGGUCAACGAAAGAUACUUGGACAAGCAGGGAUGGGAAGACCGCGUGGAAGUCGAAAAAGACCUAGCUGUGUACGAAGACGAACUCUUCUUUGUCAUGAAAGCCAUCACCACUGCUCAACGUAAACAAGACGACCGAGCGCAGGCCAAGCAGUCCACGGGUCUCCUUCGAUGGUACAUCUCCGCGUCGGAGAUUGUGUGGCAUUUGCUGCGCGAGGGCCAAGAGUCUCUCGCGGAGUUUCAGCUGAAGAACGCCCUGUACGACCGCACCGACAACAACGACGGGUCCAACUUCAACUCUUUGGAGAUUGAGGACGCUCGUGGCCUGAACCUGCUCCCAAAUGCGCUGUACCCAGAGAUGAUCUUACCUUACUUGGAAAACAACAAGCCGCUACCUGAGAACGCAAAGUGCUUAAAGGUUCAAUUUGUCAUGCUGGAAGCAAUUGCAGGCAUACCGGUCAUGGAGCACUUUGAAGUCAUGCUCCACCCGCUGAAGGUCCAGCUGGAAUGGGAGAUUGGCAAGAAGCUGUUCGAGUACGUUUUCCCUGCCAUCAAGGACAAGAAUGCAGAAAAUGGCAGCUCCUCGCCCUUCAUGAUCAAGCACACGCUUCCUGCGCAAGACGAAGAAGAUGAGGAUACGAAUGGCAGCAUAGCUUCCGGUGUCAGCACUAGCAUGGGCAGCUCGGUCUCGCAGGACGAUGCCUCGACUGCGCUCAGAUCCCGCCUGACGCCCACGUUGAAGCUACCGGAUCCACAAAACAAAGCUCUCGGUAGGCCCAAGAGCAGUCCUGAGAGGAGACCUGGUCUCAACGGUUUCCGAUCACUUUUCCGUGACAACAACCCGUCUCGCAGCGGGACUGAGCUGCGCCGAACGCUACAUCCCAACUCUGCCAUGGCAACACCGUCAGGCUCUUCGCUCAACAUACACGGCAGGCCUGGGUCAGUCCGCUCCAACACAUCAUCCAUGACUGCAAAUGAGUCUGAGCGCACUGCGAAGAAGUUCACCCUCUACCGAACUGGCACGGGCAUGACGACGAUAGACAAGCGCGCCGACAAAAAGGAGAAGAAAGAGAGGAGUGACGAUUUGACGCAGAUGAUGAACCGAGCAAGCAACUACAUGACACUGGCCUACGUUCGCAUCCCCUCGAUGGUACUGUGCUUGUCAUACAAGGGCAAAGGAUCGCGAAACUUUGAGGAUGUGCACGAUCUGGUGUUCAAGAUGCCCACGCUUGAGUACCGCAACAAGACAUGGUCGAACCUCGAUCUUGCCUUGCAACUCAAGAAGGACGUCAUUCGCGCGCUCAUCUCGCACGCGGGCGCUAUAGUCGGCAAUAAAUUCUCACAUCACCGCCCGAGCAAAACGCAACAGACGCGUCUUCGCCAAAUCGCGAACAGCUCCACCAUGCUCAACACGUCGCCUGACAUGAGCGGUUCAGAGGCAGCGUCUCUACGCGACCACUCCCCCGGCGGCUCAUCCGCCGACGGCGUACGGCGCAGCUUCACGUCCGGUCGCCAAGGCAGCUUCAUUUCCACCGUGUCCGAAGAAUCGUCGCUCCGGCCAGGCACGAGCGCAGACGGGCGCUCAACACACGGCUCCAUCCUUGGUGGUCUACACCGACACCGCCACGACGAACACGGUCUGGGCAUCGACGACAUCGCCGACGGACGCGCAUUUGCCGACGAGCUGAGCAGAGUAGACAAUACGGAACCAGGCCAUGCGAAUCUUAUUCAUAGUCUGAGUAAGCACAUCACGAGCGUUACGCCGUUCGCCAACCACCGUGGCAGAGACAGGGCCAACUCUACCGGCAACAACAGCAGUUUUCCGUUCGGUAGGAACGGGAGCGUGGUCGAAGAAGGCGACAGACCUGUGACAAGCUAUGGCGAGGGAGAAGAAGGCAGCAAAAACAAGAAACAAAAGGCGCUCGCCGUAGGGAUGAAGCUGCUAGGUCGAGGCCCAAGUAAGGACUGA